UCUGACUUCAAAUAAAAAGUACAGAGGUGUGCAUUUCACUGCUGUUCUCACACCUCUUGCACUGAAGCAAGGUCCAUUUUUAUAAUAGUUGUCAUCGGUUGGGGUCACACAGAAAACAUCUAAAAAAAAAUGAACAAUCAAUAUUUUCGCUAUGAAGUCCUUGCCUGUGAGACUGGUGAGCUGAAAAUCUUCUGGGAAAAAACCAUUGAGAAGCAAACUCAACAUCUGAAAGCUGAGAAAGACCGUCUACAGAAAAGUGCAUUGACUAAACUCAGAGACGAAUGGAAAGCAAUGCUAGAAAAAAGAUUAAAAAUGAUACAAGAACAUGAAGAAAAGAAAGAAGUCCCCCAAUGAAGAAAAAGCACAGGUUUAUAUGCACUGAUUGGAAAAUGGCUGAAAUUGAAAGAAGAAAAUUUGCACUGAGGCAAAGCUGUAGUGUUUGGCUUGCAUUUGCUUAAAAACAACUUUCCAGAACUGAAUACUCUCCAGAUAUUUUGGACCACAACUCCCAGAGCUCCCAGUCAACAUGGUAGCUGUAACACACUUGGAGGCCACCAGUUUAGGGGAAGAAUAAUUUAAAAACAAUCCUGAAUUUAUGCUGGAAAUCUAUGUAAUAAGGUUUCCUGCAAGAGAAGUUCAGUUCCUAGUGCGCUCAUAAAUAUGUUCAUGAGUUUUCUUGGUAGCAAUAUGGCUGUUUGCCCUUGACUUUUUCCAAGAUUUUUCUUGACUCCCCAACCUAGGCUCCAGUCCUGAGAGACAGGAAGGGAGGAAGGGAAGGAGGGAGAGGGGGCAGCUUAUAUUGCAAUUUUAGUUGCUCUUCAAUUAAAAUACUUCUCUGCUUUUUUCUUAUUCACCACUUUGUUGGAGUCUAGUGUAGUGUACUAACUUUUAGAAUUAUACAGUUUUUCUUACCAAUUUAUAAUUUUGUAUAUUCCCCUAGCGUGCCUUGAGAUUGAAAGGCAACUGAUAAAUAUUAUUAAAAACAUAAUGUUUGCUUUUGGAACAUUAACUAUAUCCUCUGUUCUCCUAUUCUUUAUUCUUGGAAGAGAAGUAUAUCCACACACCUCUUGCAUUAUUAUUGUUAACAUUAUUAUUUUGACUUUGGGAGAUAUCACCCUCCCAAUAACAAGAGGUGCCACAGAAGUAAGUCCAUCUAGUCUUCCUAGAUUCUAGAUGUGCCAGCUAUCCAUUAAGACUAAUAAAUUCCUUAAAUCAGUUUCAAUGCAAAGCUAUCUAUAAAAUAAAACAAUAAUUCCAGGAACAAAAAAAAUGAGGAAAAGACAUUCCUCUGUCUCUCCCAUAUUGCUAAGUUCAUGGUAGCAGGACUGGAGAGUUUAUAUAGUUCUGUAAAACUGCAACCUUUCACACAAUUACACAAUGUUGCCAGCUACAUUAUUUCCAUGUAGAAUUGCACUAUAACUAAAUCAAACACCAUUGUUUUCACAUAUUGCAAAAAUUAUCUUUUGUUGCAAAAGAUAAGCUGGUGGCCUGUUCCAUUCCAUUGACAGAGUUCAAUAUUAUUUUAACACUCACAUGGGCUGCAAUUUUCCAUUAUUUGUAUAAGUACAGAUAGUCCUUGACUUACAACCAUUCGUUUAGUGCACAGGUCUUCAAA
This is a messenger RNA of Crotalus tigris (Tiger rattlesnake), 1615 nucleotides long. RefSeq names its product protein FAM240B-like. The transcript has 3 exons. The coding region runs from base 130 to 354 and encodes 74 amino acids. NCBI's taxonomy places the organism in Eukaryota, Metazoa, Chordata, Lepidosauria, Squamata, Viperidae. The record is from RefSeq and is a predicted model, not a curated record.